Messenger RNA from Acanthamoeba castellanii str. Neff, 2244 nucleotides. Its product is annotated as BTB/POZ domain containing protein. Bases 1 to 2244 code for a protein of 747 amino acids. The transcript has 9 exons. Gene Ontology annotation, molecular function: protein binding. The record is from RefSeq and is a predicted model, not a curated record. NCBI's taxonomy places the organism in Eukaryota, Discosea, Longamoebia, Acanthamoebidae.
AUGGACGACGAGGCCGAGGCGAAUGAGGUCCGUUCGCGCAGAUCUGUCAGCACCCCGCAUCAUCAGCAGGCCGCGGCAUCUCAGUCGCCCCCCACGAAAAAUCAGCAAUCGAAUCGAUUGCGAGGCGCGUCUUCGGGCAGCAGCGGCAGUUUCCUCAUUGACGCCCUCAAGAAGACCAAGAUGGGCAAGAAGCACAAGAAGCAGCUCAAGCAGCUGCUCGUCGACUCUUUGGACCAAGCCGCCGCCGCUACUCCAACGACUUCAUCUUCGUCAUCUGCGCCCCAAGUCCCACCCCACCUUAGCACCACCACCACCUCCACUACACCGUCGACGGCCUCUACUCGGCCGCAACCGCACCAGGUCCUGUCCAUCAGCCAGGGCACCGACCAGAGCUGGUCCGCCUCCUCCACCACGCCCCCCGCCCCCUUUUCCCUCUCCGAUGUGAGCGACAUGGAGCGCAAGUUUUUGAACACGAGCUUUGGCACGGACCGGUCCUCGUUCUCGGCCUACGACCGCCGCAGCAGCGCCGGCGUCAGCGGCGCCUCGACCCCGUCGUCGCCCUCCUUCUCGCCCGGCACCUCGCCCUCCUUCUCCUGCUCGCCGCUUCUCGCCGGCGUCUUUGCCGGCGCCACCGCCGACCGACGCGACAGUACCGACACCACCGGCGGCGGCGUCGGCGGCCGCCGCUCGUUCAGCGAAGAGGCCGCCGCCGGCUCCGGCACCACCACCACCAGCGCCGGCGGCGCCAAAGAAAAGAAAAAGAAGAAAAAGAAGAAAGAGGCGAAGAAGAAGGGCAAGCGCGAGCACAGGAAGAAGAGCUCGGAGUCGUCGGGCAGCAGGCUGCUCAUGUCGACAUCGCCGCCCUCAUCGACACUGCCGAUGCUGACGUCAUCACCGACGGUGUCGUCGCCAAUGACGGUGACGACGCCGAUGACGCCGACGACGGUGGCGGGCGGCGGGUACGGCGGGUAUGACCGGCAGCCGAUGAACAUCGACCUGGACAGUCUCAAGAAGAAGGUCAAGCCCAAGCGAUGCGAGGCCGACAUCUUCCGGGACGGCUUCCGCCACUUCCUGCAAAGCGGCGACUACUCCGAUCUCACCCUCGAGUGCGAGGGCAAGGAGUACCGGGUGCAUCGGCUGCUGUUGGCCUACUCGUCGGAGUACUUCUCGCGGCUGCUGCUGAGCAACUUCCAGGAGGGCCGGCAGACCUACAUCCACCUCCGCUUCCCCGACCCCGCCCACGUGUUCCCCCUCGUGCUCCAGGGCCACGUCACAAUUGCCGAGGACAACGUAAUCCCGCUCCUGGCCAUGGCCGACCACUACCUCGUUCAAGAGCUGCAGCAGAUGUGCAGCGACUUUGUCAACCAGACGCUGUCGCGCGACAACGCGCUGGCCCGGCUCAAGCGCGCCAUCGACUUCAACAGCGAGGAGGUGGUCCUCAAGUGCCUGUUCAUCACCGCCCGCAACUUCUCGCACGCGUCGCUGGGCAAGGCCGACUACACCUUCCUCCCGGUGGACAUCUUCAUGCUGCUCCUGCACCACCGCUACCUCGCCGUCAAGAGCGAGCAGCACCUGUUCAACACUGUCUGCACCUACGUCGAGGCCCACCGCGACGACCUGACCGAGGAGCAGAUCAACGAGCUCAUGGAGGCCGUCCGCUUCCGAUGGCUCUCCUACGAACAACUCGAAGAGCGCGCGCAUACUAAUGUGGAGUCGUUCCUCGAGGCGAUCAUCUCGGGCUAUCGCUUCGCCUACUCGGCCAACAACGACGUGCGCCUGCGAACUGGGCUGGGACCCACCGGCGUGAUGACGCGCAUCAUCAAGAUUGAGGUGACCGCCAUGAGCAGCUGCCUGCGCAUCCUCUUCACGCUCUAUUCCGAACCCGACGGCUCCGAGAAGAGGGAGGUCAGCGAAAAGAGGCUCACCCUGCUGAUCACCGAGUUCGCCGAAGAGUUCAUCCAGACGGCGCUCAACUCCUCUUCACCGUACUCGCAGUCCAAGGUGGGCCUCAUGGUGCAGAUCCUCCAGGGCAUCCUCCAGUUCGACGAGUCUCAGUUCGGCAAGCAUGUGCCGCUCCUCUACAGGCACUUUGUGGGCCUCAUGCUGAGCGAAAGGAAGGAGAUCCGCUCAGCCCUCCAGCCCAUCUUUGAGCGGAUCGGUCUCGCGCAUGGCCUCAUCACCGCCGCCGUUCCCUCCUCGCCCUCCCCCACCACCGAGGCCUCCUCUUCAUCCUCUUCGUCGUGA